Messenger RNA from Daldinia caldariorum, 3086 nucleotides. Its product is annotated as FYVE-domain-containing protein. The transcript is spliced from 3 exons. Gene Ontology annotation, molecular function: metal ion binding. NCBI's taxonomy places the organism in Eukaryota, Fungi, Ascomycota, Sordariomycetes, Xylariales, Hypoxylaceae. The record is from RefSeq and is a predicted model, not a curated record. Bases 717 to 2366 code for a protein of 549 amino acids.
GUCCGGAGUUUGCAAGAGGUACCUACUAAUGCCGACUGCCCCGCCACGGGACUCCCCGAGCACGCGACCCAAGUUAGCCGAUAAGAUAAGGAAGGGGGGGAUGUUUAGGUGCAUCAGCACUUAUCAGCGGCAUAACCUAUCAAAGUUGCUUAGCAACUGCGCUGCUCACUCACCUCUAGCGGCAACAACCUCUGAUGCUUCUCUUCCUACCUCCUACCAAAAAAGAUAAGGGAGUCGCGUUGUCGUCGAUUUCCGUAACUUGACAUUGAGACAUUACCAUAUUUGAUUCACUUUGCUUUCUUAAUUCAGCCUCCACCUUUUCGAACUUUUUUUUUUUUUUUCGAAGGCUCGAGCGUCUUCGAAGCCACCCAUUUCGCCCCCUUGUAAGUCGUAAGUUUAGUAGGAGGGAAAGUGAUGUCCGUGUUAAGUCCUCAAGAGAGUUAAGGCUAGAACCUCAGCCCCUCAACUCGCUCUUCAAAAAAAGAACAUCUCUAUUGUACGAUAAUUAACGCCAUUGCUAACUUCCCCUCUUCACAGUUUGUUCGACAAUUCUUAUUCCGCCCCCGGAGGGUUUUGCCACCAUACCUAGUGGCUAACAAUUAUUACCAAAUUCGAUUAAUCAAAGACCUCACCGAAGUCGGCAAAGUUCUCCUCGCGCUUCUAUGAUUUCCACGUCGAUCUCCCUUUAUGCGACCUGAGCGUGUCUGGAUUACAGGAUGUCUGCUAGUAAUAAUGCGUCUACCACGUCCAGUAUUUCCGAAAGGGAUCCUCCCCAAAUAAGCGAUCCCGCACCCGGUGACUUUCAUGCUCAGAGCGCGACCUCGGAUAGCCCUACCCGUCCUAACCGCGCUGCCGAAUCUUUCGACCACGAAAAUCAGACACGCGCAGUUGAGAGGACUGUCACGGGGGAUCAUGAUAGGAGUGUAGCAGCUGAGAUGAGCCAUCAUGAAUCUAGUCAGAGUGAGGCGACAACGCAAGAAGUUAAUGGCGCGUUGGAGCAUGGGGUGAAUCCAACCGGUUCAAAUACGGAAUAUAAUAUAGAAAGUGUAUCAACGCUUGCGCAAGCUCCAAGCUCCAAUUCGCACUCGCCGGAAUGCAGGGUUACUACCGAUACAAUCAGCUCGGAACAGCCAGGGCCGGCACCGCACUCAGCGCCACAUGAAGUUGAGGUUACAAAUACGCGAGGGCAUGAUACUCGGAGGCCUUUUCUAGGCUUAAAUCCGAUAGCACCAGAGUUUACUCCACGGCCGGAGAGACCCCCGCAAGAGAUCACACUCCCAAGGUGGCAGCCAGAUAACGAAGUAACCUUUUGUCCAAUAUGCCGGACACAGUUCAGCUUUUUUGUUAGGAAACAUCAUUGCCGAAAGUGUGGAAGAGUAGUAUGUAAUGCAUGCUCCCCACAUAGGAUUACUAUCCCGCAUCAAUAUAUCGUACGGCCACCCGGCGAAAGGGCCUUUCAGCGGUAUUCGUUCCUCGGAGACGAGGGCGGUAUCGCCGAUUUUACUGUGCUUGGAGGUGGCGAGCAGGUCCGGCUCUGUAACCCUUGCGUGCCAGAUCCGAAUAUUACACCACCCCAAACCCAGCAAUCAGCAAGCCAGUUCUCGCCGAGAUCAGUGCAUUAUCGCUCCCAGAGUAGUUCUAGUGGCAAUUAUAAUGGCGAUAACAAUUUCAGCAGACCUCCGCAGUACUUAGUCUUACCUCCAUCUCACGAUGCUUACCCUAGGAGUCGAAGUGUCACCGUGAAUUCCGGAGCGAGCUCCUCUAGGUCUGCCAAUGAAUCUUACCUCUCACCUCAGAGAGGAAUUUUUUCCAGACAUUUGGCGUACUACCCGCAACUGGCCCACCCGAGAUAUCGCCGGACUUCACUCCUGGACCAUCACUUCCAGGGUGGCCAUCCCUUCCAUGGUUCUUCGUUUAUGGACAUUGGGGUUGGCUCUUCCUCCUCCUCUUCAUCGGCGACUAUGGCUAAUCGUCCAUUACCCCCCGCGCCACAAAUUCCCGAAGAAGACGAGUGUCCCAUAUGCCACCGUGAAUUACCCUCAAGAGAACUUCCUAACUUUGAGGCUCUCCGAGAAUCGCAUAUCCAAUCAUGCAUCACUGCACAUAGUUCGUAUAAUCCGAGUCCUAAUGCUCCCGGUAGAUCAAGCCCAGUUACGCGCAGGACAGGUAUGUUUCCGUACUUGGCUACGGAGAAAGACUGCGUCGACUCUGCGGAAUGUACCAUCUGCCUCGAAGAGUUCGAGGUUGGCGUCGCUAUGGCGCGUUUGGAGUGUCUCUGCCGUUUCCACAGGGCUUGUAUUACCGCAUGGUUCGUCGACCACCCUGGGCGAUGUCCUGUACAUCAACACGACAGUCUCGGCUAUUGACCGGAUGCUGUCUCAAUAUUGUUAAGCAGCUUCGCAUGUGUUCUCUCUACUCACUGUACCUCCCUCCCAUCAUAGAGUUCUUAUAGCCUUGCCUUUUGUUGCAUCUGUAUCAAUCUCAAUUUCCUCGUGGGCGGUUUAAACCUAGGUAUAAAGCUUGGAGAAGGAAGCGGUGGUCGUUUGUAGCAUUUGUUCGACACACUCUUUUCACAAAUUUGCAUUUCUUUUGUGGCUGAGCAGAGGGUUUCCAUUUCCCCUUUCCCCCAGAUGCAUGUGGCUCUACGUCACUACACAACAAGUACGGAGUCUGGCGCAGGGGUUUUUUGUUUUUGUUUUUGUUUUUCGUCGUAUUAGCGCUUGGAUAGACUUAUACCACUCUGCUUUUGUCUUUCUAAGUUGACCUUUGGGGCACGUUUGUCUCCCCGGCUGAAGCCUGACAUACAUACACAACAUCGGUACUCGGUGACGUGGUGAAGGUUGGAUGAUUAGCAGAAUACAUAGUUAACUAACUCUCUCAUAACCUGUUACCAAUAAUAGUACCAACCUACCUAAGGUAAUUGACUUCGUGACGUCGUACCGCUAUGAUUUCAACUAGGUAUGCUUGCUGCUGCCCCGUCGCUCUUCUAGUAGGUAGUUAGGUAAUUUAGAAUCCGGCGUGGACUUGAGCUAUCAGAUUUCGUUUGCAGGAAUGAUGUAAGCCUCGUUCAGCUUUUUUUUUUUUUU